This is a messenger RNA of Rhinolophus ferrumequinum (greater horseshoe bat), 977 nucleotides long. It is a transcript of the gene POLR3H, whose product is annotated as RNA polymerase III subunit H. The coding region runs from base 103 to 717 and encodes 204 amino acids. The transcript is spliced from 7 exons. The record is from RefSeq and is a predicted model, not a curated record. Gene Ontology annotation, molecular function: DNA binding; DNA-directed RNA polymerase activity. Lineage: Eukaryota; Metazoa; Chordata; Mammalia; Chiroptera; Rhinolophidae. Gene Ontology annotation, biological process: DNA-templated transcription; transcription initiation at RNA polymerase III promoter. Gene Ontology annotation, cellular component: RNA polymerase III complex.
UCUCCGGAAGCCACGGGAUUCGGAAUCUCGCCCAAAGUCGUGCGAGCUCCGGCUGCGUUUGCGUGCGCGGUGCGUGGCGGAGAGCCUCCAGCGCAGGCCAAGAUGUUCGUCUUGGUGGAGAUGGUGGACACGGUGCGGAUUCCCCCGUGGCAGUUUAAGAGGAAGCUCAACGACUCCAUUGCCGAAGAGCUAAACAAGAAGUUGGCCAACAAGGUCGUGUACAACGUGGGACUCUGCAUCUGUCUGUUUGACAUCACCAAGCUGGAGGACGCCUAUGUGUUCCCAGGAGAUGGCGCGUCACAUACCAAAGUCCAUUUUCGCUAUGUGGUGUUCCAUCCGUUCCUGGACGAGAUUCUCAUUGGAAAGAUCAAAGGCUGCAGCCCGGAGGGCGUGCAUGUCUCUCUAGGGUUCUUUGAUGACAUUCUCAUCCCACCAGAAUCGCUGCAGCAGCCAGCCAAGUUCGACGACGCAGAGCAGGUGUGGGUGUGGGAGUAUGAGACGGAGGAAGGGGCACACGACCUGUACAUGGACACCGGGGAGGACAUUCGCUUCCGGGUGGUGGACGAGAGCUUUGUGGACACAUCGCCCAGCGGGCCCAGCUCGGCCGAGGCCACCUCUUCCAGUGAGGAGCAGCCAAAGAAGGAGGCUCCGUACACGCUUGUGGGAUCCAUUAGUGAGCCGGGCCUGGGCCUUCUCUCCUGGUGGACGAGCAGCUAGCCCCGGGGCUUGCCAGCGCACCUGCCCAGUCUGCAGACCCCGCCCCAGCCCUCUGGAAGGUGCCGUGGAGACAGGAACAGCCUGUGCCCGAGAGAGCUGGAUGGCGGGGGCCAGGAGUGCCCUGCCAGCUUGCCCCCUCCCUUGCCACGGUGGCCUUGCUCCUCGUCCCGAAGUCCUGCUCUCAGUGACAGGAAAUACAUUUAAUAAACAAUGGCAGCACCAGAUGAGGAGCCACUCCUGUCUUGAUGGCCACUGUCACA